GCCCCGUUAAGGGCCAGGCGCGGAAACAGCGAUGCUGCCGGCGGAGCGGCGCCGGCUCUUCAGGGCACGUGCGCCCGGCGCGCCCCGCGCGCCGGGGACACAGGGCCUCGCCAUGCCGGUCACGGAGAGGCUGCGGGAGCUGAUGAAGAGGGCCCGGCGGGAGAUGAACGGGAACAUGACCCAGCUGCUGGCCGGCUCUGCCAAGAAGGUGCUGCUGCAGAAGGUCGAGUUCGAACCCGCCCGCCGGACCUUCUCCGAGCAGCUGCAGAGGCUCCGUGGCAAGUACGUGCGGCUGAACUCCCCAGCCAAGGCUGCCGGACACCAGUGCGGCCCCGAGGAGCAGCAGCGAGUCGAGCAGGAGAGCGGCGAUGCCCUGGUGGGCUCAAGGGACGGGAUCCCUGCGCCCCAGAAGGUGCUCUUCCCCGUGGAGCGCCUGUCCCUGAAGUGGGAGAAGGUGCACCGGAUCGGCGCGGGACUGCGCAACCUUGGGAACACGUGUUUCCUCAACUCCACCGUGCAGUGCCUGACCUACACCCCGCCGCUCGCUAACUACCUGCUCUCCAAGGAGCACAGCAGCACCUGUGACCAAGGCAGCUUCUGCAUGAUGUGUAUCAUGCAGAACCAUGUCGCGCAGGCUUUUGCCAACAGUGGCAACGUGAUAAAGCCGGUGGCCUUCGUCCGAGACCUCAAGAAGAUCGCUCGGCACAUGCGCUUUGGUCAGCAGGAGGAUGCGCAUGAAUUCCUGCGUUACACCAUCGACGCUAUGCAGAAGUCCUGCCUGAGCGGCUGCACCAGGUUGGAUUGCGAGACCCAGGCAACAACAUUGGUCCACCAGAUCUUUGGCGGUUACCUGCGGUCCCGUGUGGAGUGUUUGGUGUGCAAGAGCGUCUCGGACACGUACGACCCUUUCCUGGACCUGGCACUGGAGAUCUGGCAAGCCAGAGACCUACUGGAGGCGCUGGAGCUGUUCGUGAAGCCAGACCUGCUGGGUGGCGAGAACUCCUACCUGUGCGCAGGAUGCAACAACAGAGUGUCGGCCACCAAACGCUUCAGCAUCCACCGACCCUCCAACGUCCUCACGCUCUCACUGAAGCGGUUCUUCUUCUACGGUGGACAGAAACUCACAAAGGACUUGGCGUACCCUGAGUUUCUGAACAUCCGCCCAUAUAUGUCUAAGAACAAGGGGGAUCCUGUCAUGUAUGGGCUCUAUGCAGUGCUGGUGCACUCUGGGUAUAGCUGCCAUGCAGGGCACUACUACUGCUACGUGAAGGCCAGCAAUGGGCAGUGGUACCAGAUGAACGACAGCAUGGUCCGCUGCAGCAACAUCAAUGCAGUGCUGAACCAGGAGGCCUACCUGCUGUUCUAUGUGAGAAUCCCCGGCCCAGAGAAGAGCUUGGACGGGCCCAUUGCCAGAGCUGCCUCCAAGCUGACUGUCUGCAAUGGCACAGUCUCCAAAGAGGCGAAGAAAACUGUGAGCCACAGGCCCCUGUUUCCAUCCCUGAGACGCAGCGUGCUGCCAGAGAAGAAGGGGCCGGGGCCGGAGGAGGUCGGGGUGCCCGUGGACCGCAGGACAUUGAGCACGAGACCAGAGCUGCAGAACGGGACCGCCCCGGAGAAGCUGCCCGUCACAUCGCUGGGAACCCAAGAGGCCUUCAAAGCCACCUGUGCGGGCACAGCGCUGCCCAGUGCCACAGCCCAGAGCCCAGAGCCUCCCAGGUCCACGUCACCCCUGGGCUCCAGCAACACCAGCGGAGCAAGCUCAGCCAAAGCACAUCAUCCUCGGCAGAGCUCCUGGGAGGAAAGGAUGCCACCUGCCCAGGCCACAUCCCCAGUGCUGCUGGGCCUCACCCAGCAGCCCGGGAGCACUGGGGUUAGAGCCCAUGACUUGGAGGAGGACUCGGGAAGCAGCAGUGCUGCCAGCCCAGCGCCUGGUGCAGUGGGGAAGCCGGACACAGUUUCCCAGGAGGCCAGGAGCAGAACCAGCAGCUCCUGCAGCUCUCGGGAGACAGAGCGUGGCACCGACAUCCCUGCUGCCCCCGGUGCCGCGCCGGCUGACCCCGCAGCCGUCAGGUGCAUCAAGGCGAAAUCCCCCUGGUCGGCCAGUGCUGCUGCAGGGCAGAGCAGCAGCAUAUCACCACCACCGGCCAAGAAGCUGGCGCCCUCUGGCAGAAAGGGCUGGAAGCUGCACAGAAGUGCCCACCACGCGCAGGCUCGCGUGCGAGUUGCUGGCAGCAACUUCCCACCAAACACCGGCUGCCCCGACUCAGCUCUCCUGCCUUUGGGCACGUGCAGCGCGGAGAAGGAGCCCAGCCUGCUCACCGCCGACUCCUUCACGAAGAAACGGCGGCAUGAGGCAGUCAGCAGCCUCGGCACUGCAGCAGGCGAGGACGAGGUCUCCAUCCCACCUAAGAAAAAGAAGAACCUUCUUGCUGCGGAGGCCUCGGUGUCCCUGGAGGGGCUGGAGGCAGCAGGUCCCAGUAGUGACAGGGAGGCACCGGGCUCUCAGGCCCUUGAGAGCUGGCUCAUGUCAUCCCCCCCUGCUCACCCGGACUGGGAGCCCAGCUCUGCCCCAAGGAGGGAAAAGAAGAGGAGGAGGGAGGAGAGCGUGGCUGCGGUGGAGCCCUGGAGGGCAAAGAAGCAGCGAGCAGAGGCUGACGUGACCAGGCACCGCAAGCACAAGUGGAGGGGAAGUACCAGCAGUCAGGCCACGGGGGAGCCGGCUGCCAAAGUCAUCCGUGCUGCAGUGGCAGCAGACAGCCAAGCUGGAGACGGGUACAGGCGCUGCCCUGCUACCAGGAGGCCUGCACCUGACCGUGGGGCUGGCACAGCACCAACGAGCCAGCCAGAGUCCACAGUGGUGCAGCAGCUGCUUGUGGACUCCUUGGACAAGGCUUAUGGCAAACAAGUCUUGACCUGGAACGGCAGCAUCUCGGCUGUCAGUCGGGAUGCCAUUCAGUCUACAGCCUCGGCCCGGAGGAAGACCAUCAUCGACGAGUGGGACGAGGAGUUUGACAGAGGGAAGGUGAAGAAGGUUAAAAAGCGGAGGAGGGAGCAGAGACACCACAAUCCCUUCCAGCGGCUGCACCGCCAGCGCAGCUUCUGGGCGGUGACACAUCCGGCCAAGGCAGCGAGCCUGGGCCACCGCCUCUGAGCCUGAAUCCCAGCCAGCGGGAGGAGCAGCCCCGGCCAUGGAGCUCUGUCCUGGGAGCUGCUGCGCACGGAAGAGGACACCGCUCCCCAUGUCUCUGCAAGGCAGCUCGAUGUCGCUGCCUUCUGCUGUGAGGGAGCUGAGGAGGAACGUGCCUUGUCCAGGCUCCUUCAGGAGCUCUCCUGCGCCUGCAGCUGGAGCAGCCCCUUCUCCCCCCCAGCCUGGAGCCUCGCUUGGGGGGGCUCCUGCCAAGUGCCUCACGACCAUCGCUGCUGCUCCGGCUCCAGCCCCAUGGACCCAGCUGCGAUCCGCACCCAGGGCUGCUCCUCCUCCCACUCCUGCCCCCCAUUUCUCCCCCCCCCACCACUUUGGAGUCACCGUUAAACUGUCCCCUGCACCGGCCCGCGCUGCGCGUGGGGGGCGGCGCCUCGCGGGGACGGGGCGGCCGUGGCCGGCAAUAAAGACGUGAUGGUGAUUCGGUA
Messenger RNA from Strigops habroptila (Kakapo), 3630 nucleotides. Its product is annotated as ubiquitin carboxyl-terminal hydrolase 36-like. Gene Ontology annotation, cellular component: cytosol; nucleus. The record is from RefSeq and is a predicted model, not a curated record. The transcript is spliced from 20 exons. Lineage: Eukaryota; Metazoa; Chordata; Aves; Psittaciformes; Psittacidae. Gene Ontology annotation, biological process: protein deubiquitination; regulation of apoptotic process. The coding region runs from base 32 to 3151 and encodes 1039 amino acids. Gene Ontology annotation, molecular function: cysteine-type endopeptidase activity; cysteine-type deubiquitinase activity.